UGAGCUCAUAACAAUUUCCGUGUUAAUUUUUUACUCUAAUUUGUUAAUUGAUUAGUUCAAAUUCUAAUUAAUAUCAUUGGAACAUCUUUUCAUCCCCUUGACUGUUAAAUCUUCCAUCAUCUUCCUUUCAGAGAAAGAGACAAAAAGGGAGAAAGAGAGAGAGAGAGAGAGAAAAAAAAAUAAGAGAGAGAAUCUCAUCUUUCCUCAUUUGUUGAAUAUUCUUACCUGUGUGUUGAUGUGUUAGAGAAAAGGGAAACGUGUCUCUUUCACUUACUUUCUUUCUCUCUUUCUUACUUUAAUUAAUUUCUCUUUCUCUCCUUUCAAUUUCAUCAACUAAUUGUCAUCAUAAUGGGAACUAAAUCAAGUCUAUUAGUUGCUACAAUAAUCGCUUCCAUUGCUGUUUAUCUAUCACUUUAUUGGAGGAAAACAGAGUUACCCAAACACUAUCUAGAUGAUCAUUAUUUUGGUGUCCAGAAGAUAAAAGAUGGAGAUAAAUUACCUUCUGAUAAUGUGAAGAUUGAAAAAUUUACCAUUAAUAUUGAUGAUUCCGUGCUGAUUGACCUUAAAGAGAGACUGAAUAAAAGCCGGAUAACUGAUUCAUUGGAUGGUGUUAAUUUUGAAUAUGGUUUUAAUAGUGAAAUUUUGAAGAAGCUUGUUGAUUACUGGAAUAAUCAAUAUGAUUGGAGAUCCGUUGAAAAAUCACUCAAUCAGUAUAAUCAUUUUAAGACACAAAUUGAAGGCCUUUCAGUUCAUUUUGUUCACAUUAAACCGAAAGAAAUUGCUUCCAAUAAAGUGGUUCCACUAAUACUUGUCCAUGGUUGGCCUGGUAGUUUCGUUGAAUUUUACAAAAUCAUUCCACUUCUUUUAACACCUAAAAAUGGUGUCGUCUUUGAAUUGAUUAUUCCCUCGAUUCCUGGUUAUGGAUUCUCUCAGAUUCCAAACAAACCUGGAUUCAAUGCCGGUCAUGCUGCCAGAAUUUUCGUCAAAUUAAUGAAACGUUUGGGUCAUGAUAAAUUCUAUUACCAUGGAGGAGAUUGGGGAGCAGUUAUCGGCGAUUAUACUGCUAAAUUAUUUCCAAAAAGUCUUCUAGGUUUUCACACAACAUUACCUGGUUUACCAAUGUCUCCCUGUGUUUUGAUUAAAACCCUAAUUGGUUAUUUUCUACCUAAUUACAUUUACGAUCACCCUGAAGCUGAGUCGAAAAUGUUGACACUUCAAUUAAUUCCCUAUUUGAUUAAAGAAACCGGGUAUGCACAUAUUCAAUCCACCAAACCAGAUACAGUUGGAGCCGGUUUGAAUGAUAGUCCGGCUGGUUUAGCUGCUUAUAUAUUGGAAAAAUUUUCAACUUGGGUUAAUAAAAAUUACGUUGAUAAACCCGAUGGAGGUUUAUUUGAGAAAUUCACAAUUGAUGAACUUUUAACCAACGUUAUGAUCUAUUGGACAAGCGAAACUAUCGUAUCCAGCCAACGAUUUUACAAAGAAACUUUUCCCAAACUCAUGGGAUCGGAAAAUAUUAUUUUGAGAUCACCUAUUAAGAAAGAGGUACCCGUUGGUGUUGCUGUUUUUGAACAUGAAAUUCUGAGGAUACCAAAGUUUGCUGCUCAAAUUGCCGCUGAGAAUUUAGUCCAUUACGAGAUUAUGCCAAGAGGUGGACAUUUCGCUGCAUUCGAAGAGCCCGAACUGACCGCAAAUGAUAUAAAGAAAUUUGUUGCUCGAUGUAUCGAAGCAGCAAAUAAAAAACCGGAAUAAAUUUAACUACAAUUAGAAAUAACGAAAGUAAAACAAUUGACCAGAUUAAAAGCAUCAACAAAUCCUCUCACACAAUUUAAUAUCAAUUAAAUUGUGAUUAUCUUAGGUGAAGAGGUUUUCUUUUUGUACGAUUAACUAUUCUGAUGCUCUCACAAUCAACUUAAUUGUCAAAGUACAACUUUUUAAAACAAUUGUUGAUUAAUAUUUUCUAUUAGAUAAUUUUUUGUUAAAAUUUUAUUCAAUUGCGGGGUUAAUUGUGAUUUGAGAAAUUUAAUUACUAAUGAAACGGUUAAUUAUAUUCAUCAAAUUAACAACAACAAAAAGAUACAAGAAAAAUUUAUCAAUAAAAACUAUAAUAGAGUAAA
Panonychus citri (citrus red mite) is the source of this 2114-nucleotide messenger RNA. RefSeq names its product epoxide hydrolase 1-like. Gene Ontology annotation, biological process: epoxide metabolic process. The record is from RefSeq and is a predicted model, not a curated record. NCBI's taxonomy places the organism in Eukaryota, Metazoa, Arthropoda, Arachnida, Trombidiformes, Tetranychidae. Bases 349 to 1749 code for a protein of 466 amino acids. The transcript is spliced from 4 exons. Gene Ontology annotation, molecular function: epoxide hydrolase activity.